UAUCAAUUUCGGUAACCUAUUUAGUAUUCAGUAUUUCGUAUUUUUGUCAGUUGAGCUUUUGGGUCUCAGUUGAGAGCACGCUCUGCGCUAUUUGCAACUUGUAUUUAUUUUGAAGCUGUUUGGAACCAAACCAAUCAUCAUGCCUGAUGUCAAGUACUACUACUUCCCCGUUAAGGCUCUCGGUGAGAGUGUUCGUCUACUCCUCGCUUAUGGUGGCCAGGACUUUGAAGACAAGAGAAUUUCCGAAGAGGACUGGCCUGCGUUUAAGCCAUCGACACCUUUCGGUCAAAUGCCGGUACUAGAGAUCGAUGGUAAGGCUUACGCACAGAGCACUGCCCUCUCCCGGUACCUGGGCCGCAAGUAUGGCCUCUCCGGAGCCAAUGCUGAAGAGGAUCUGGAGAUCGACCAGAAUGUCGACUUCGCUAAUGACGUCCGUGCGAAGGCCGCUACCGUCGAAUACGAAACCGACGAGGAAUUGAAGGCCAAAAAGCACGUGGAAUUCACUAAGAACGUCUACCCGGAGUUGCUUGAGAAACUGGACAAGAUCAUCAAGAAGAACAACGGACACAUUGCUGCUGGCAAGCUCACCUGGGCAGACUUCGUGUUCGCUGGAAUGUUCGACUACUUAAAGGCAAUGCUCCGAAUUCCAGACCUAGAAAAGAAAUACCCAAGCUACCAACAAGUGGUUGACGCGGUGUACACUCUGCCCAAACUCCAGGUCUACAUCAAGAAUGCACCAAAAACUGAAAUAUAAAAUAGACAAUAUUUAUUUGUUCAUUAAGUUUUAAUUUGUUAAUAAAUCCGAUUUCUCAAGUUUGUUAUAAUACAAAAGAGUUUUAAAUUAGAACGAGCAAAAAUAAACCGAGUUAUUACUGGCCACUAAUUCAAUAUUUAAAAAAAACAUAGUACAGUCUGACGUAUGCUCAGAAGUUUUCUGUCGGAUAUUUUUCCCAAAAUUAGUUUACAAAAAAACUGCAUUUAAUAAUUUGUAUUAUUACGUCAUUGUACAAUGUGCUUUAAUAAUUUAAGUGUAUAUUUAAUGUAUAAAUAAAAAAUAACCAUAU
Pieris napi is the source of this 1064-nucleotide messenger RNA. RefSeq names its product glutathione S-transferase 2-like. Gene Ontology annotation, biological process: glutathione metabolic process. NCBI's taxonomy places the organism in Eukaryota, Metazoa, Arthropoda, Insecta, Lepidoptera, Pieridae. The transcript has 5 exons. Bases 140 to 754 code for a protein of 204 amino acids. Gene Ontology annotation, molecular function: glutathione transferase activity. The record is from RefSeq and is a predicted model, not a curated record.